Molecule: messenger RNA, 525 nt
Organism: Miscanthus lutarioriparius
Lineage: Eukaryota; Viridiplantae; Streptophyta; Magnoliopsida; Poales; Poaceae
Source: the annotation of a GenBank genome assembly
AUGCCCCAGCUGAUUGAAAUGAGCCCAAUAAUUAUAAGCGGCGAGGGAUUUGGUGUAGGCAAUCUAAUUGGAAAACAAAGCUUGGCUCCCGCUGUACAAGAGCUAUGGGACGUGUGGCAGAUCAAUGGCCUGAUCCUCAUCAGCCUAUCCCUGCAAGUCUUCCUCUUCCUCACAGCGAGCAUGCGGAGGCGCAGUGCCUCAAGCAUACUGCGCACCCUCCUGUGGCUGGCGUACCUGUCGGCCGAUUCCGUGGCCAUUUUCGUGCUCGGCCACCUCGCGGUCCAUGCGAGCAGGCCCCACCAUCAGCUCAUUUCGUUCUGGGCGCCCUUCAUGCUCGUCCACCUGGGCGGGCAGGACACCAUUACGGCCUUCUCCAAGCAGGACAACGAGCUAUGGGCGCACCACCUGCUAAGCUUGGUUACCCAGGUUGGGGUCGCCGGGUAUGUGGUAGCCAAGGUGUCUUGGCCGGACCGCCGCCUCAGGAAUGCCAUGCCCGCCGGUGCUCAGGUCCAAGUCCCUUGGUAA